AUGACUAUGUCAUUCAUAGCGCUAGCCACACAAGCCGCCGACAUCCAGAUCCUUCGCCCCCACCCAUCCACCUUCGUGUGCCUAUCCUUGAUCGACCCCUUCGACGCCGCUGCCACCGCCAUCGCCCAUGCCCCUCUCCCCGACACGAUUGCCAAGCUAUUGCUAUUAAUCUCGUUUUUCUAUGUAGAGAACUCCGACAAUGGCCCAGAUCUGAUGGCAAGGGAGGCAUUGACAUGGUGGGUGGAAUUUCCAGAAGAAAGCGUUGCGACAGGGGAAGAGGAAGAAGAAGAAGAAGAAGAACAGUAG
Molecule: messenger RNA, 306 nt
Organism: Linum trigynum
Lineage: Eukaryota; Viridiplantae; Streptophyta; Magnoliopsida; Malpighiales; Linaceae
Source: the annotation of a GenBank genome assembly